This is a messenger RNA of Vombatus ursinus (common wombat), 1575 nucleotides long. Its product is annotated as lysosomal amino acid transporter 1 homolog. The record is from RefSeq and is a predicted model, not a curated record. NCBI's taxonomy places the organism in Eukaryota, Metazoa, Chordata, Mammalia, Diprotodontia, Vombatidae. The coding region runs from base 176 to 1072 and encodes 298 amino acids. The transcript has 9 exons.
GCUGGGCUGCGACGGGCCGGGCUGCGAGAGCCCAAGCUGCUGCGGUCGGAGCCGUCUAAGCGUGUUUAACACUUUUUAAUGUGGCUGGAGCUUCAAGAUGUAGCUUCUCUGAUGCGAAUGCUUUAAAGAGUGACAUACACAAGGAUCCCAUGCAAGAAUCUUCUCCACCCCCACCAUGGUCUGGAAGAACUUUGGCUCCAACGUGCUUGCCGCAGAGAACUUCUCCAGUUGUCCCAAUGGCUCCCCUUGGAUCUGGGAUCUGUUCAACGAGUGUGCCCAGGAUGGGUGGGACCUAGCCAGCGUGAUCCUGGGCCUGACUUCAAUAGUCUGUUUUAUUGCGGCUGCCUUCCCCCAGUACAUCAAGGCCUGCAGGACAGGCAACAUGGACCAGGCCAUCUCCGUUUGGUUCCUGAUGGGUUGGCUAGGCGGAGACUCCUGUAACCUCAUUGGCUCUUUCCUCGCCAGUCAGCUACCUCUGCAGACCUACACUGCCAUCUACUAUGUGCUGGCUGACCUCCUAAUGAUAUCUCUCUACUUCUACUACAAGUUCAGAAACCGGCGCUCCUUAAUAUCAGCCCCCAUCAACGCAGUCUUCCUGUUCAUCUCCUUUGGGGCAGUGUCAGCCAGCCCCCUCCUCCUGCAGCUCAGUCCCUCAUCCCCACAGGAGGUCUUCCGGAGCAGGACGCUCCUGAAUAUAGAGCCCGCUGAUAAACCCUUCACCAAGCAGGAGAUCGUUGGCUUCACCAUCGGCUCCAUUUCCAGCGUGCUGUACUUGACGUCUCGUCUGCCCCAGAUCUACACCAACUUCCGGAGGAAGUCCACCCAGGGUAUCUCCUACUCCCUCUUUGCCUUGGUGAUCUUGGGCAACAUGAUGUACGGGCUGAGCGUGCUCCUGAAGAACCCCGAGGCCGGGCAGACCGAGAGCAGCUUCCUGCUCCACCACCUCCCCUGGCUCAUCGGCAGCCUGGGCGUGCUGCUGCUGGACGUCAUCAUCUCCAUUCAGUUCCUCAUCUAUAGAAAGCAGCCCUCCUCCGCUGAGAGAGAGCCCCUGCUGGGCCAGGAUCCCAGCUGAUCGUGUGCCAAGGCCAAGACCAGGAUGGCCAAAGGACCAGGCAGACACCGGGGCAAGGGGAGGAGCGUGGAAGGGAGAUGGUGGUGCUGCCCACCCCUGGUCGGAAUGGGUUUAGGUGCUAAGGAGGGAGCCAGGGCCAGCAGGGCAGAGGGGAGCCCUGAAACUCUCCUGUCUCUGGCUGUCGUCCUGCCUGAGACUUCUUCCAGCCUCUGUGAGUCUGCUCCCUUCCUUCUGUGAGCCAGGACUUGCCUUCCCAAGGACCAGACCCCACUGGCCCCCCAGCUUAGAUCUUGGGCUCCCAGGCAGAGCAGCAUGGGCAGGGAUUUGGGGUCAGAUCACCAGGAUGUAUCCCCUCGGGCCCUCCCUCGGCUGGGUUACACUCUCCCCAACCCCUGACCUCCCCAGGGGCUGGCCUCUGGUCCCCACAACUCAGCUAGCAGUUUCUCCUUCCCCUGUGUUUUACCCAGCACCAAAUUUGCUAGUAAAAUCCAUCCAAAUGGACA